Molecule: messenger RNA, 263 nt
Organism: Colletotrichum godetiae
Lineage: Eukaryota; Fungi; Ascomycota; Sordariomycetes; Glomerellales; Glomerellaceae
Exons: 1
Coding region: 18-212 (64 amino acids)
Source: RefSeq, a predicted model, not a curated record
CAAAUUAAGCGGGCAGCAUGUCUUCCAAAUAUCGAGAACCUUUCAGGUCCAUGCAACUACCCACUAGUUGGGCCGAUCCCAAAGGCGUUUGCGAAUCCAGAGAGCCGCGGGACGAGUCUCGAUUAUCAAAGACCGAUAGCAAUCCUCCCCGCGCAUCAUCCUUGGAUUCCCGCAGCCCGGAUCCCCAGCCGGAUACCACGUCUUCUUAUUGAUGACAAGAAUUUUCAUGGCUCAGAAGUUCAUGUCAAUUUCAUCAGUCUGCC